AUGGUCAAAUUAACCGAAUCCGCUGUUUAUAUUCGCACUAAAAGUAGUAUUGAAAAUGUGAAAAAAUUGAAUCUUUGGGGUUGCUGCAUCGACGAUAUAAGCAUUUGCGAGAAAAUGCAAGCGCUUGAAGUUCUCUCAUUAAGUGUGAAUCAGGUCCGAAGUCUGGAGCCUUUAAAACAUUGUCACAAUCUCAGAGAGCUCUAUCUAAGGAAGAAUGAGAUUCAGAGUCUUGACGAGCUGAACCAUCUGAAAGGUCUCAAAAAUUUACGAGUUCUUUGGAUUGACGAGAAUCCCUGUGUUGACGGUCUCGGGCCAGAGAGCUAUCGUCGGAAAAUUCUCGAAAUUCUUCCCCAAUUGACGAAACUUGAUGAUAAGCCGGUAACGUCAGCCGACACAACGCCGACUGUUAUCGACGACAGUGUCCCAGAAUGCGAUAUGCACGCGUCCGUCUACAGCGCACGAUCGAAUCGUUCCAGGUCGGGAAGCUCGGAUCUCAUCACAAGGUCUAUGUACGUUUCGCAUUCGCAUGGUCCGCAAAUUUUCGAACGAAUCGUGCAGCCUCAAUUGUUGCAUUUAGGCGACAUUUCGGAUGAUGAGAAACCGCCGGCCAAAUAUUCUUUGGAAGUCCCCGGAGUGCCGGAACCAACGGACCAUCGAAAUAAUAUAAUGAGUCAAUCGAUGUAUGGCACACUUUUGGAGAAGCCGAGCUCCGUCGAUGGCGAUGAUGAAUGGAAUGAUUUUAGUAUCGAAGAAGACCGCCCGAUGCCAAUUGCGCCGCAACGAAUGUAUCAGAGUAUGCACGAAGGGAUGAUGAUGCUAUCGGGCGAUUCUCGAAGGCCGACGACGAAUGGGAGGAGUGUGAGCAUGCCGAGGCGGCGAAUCACCGGUAGAGCGAAUUCGACAAGCCCAGCUCGGGACGUGCGUCUCUCGAAAAUCAUGUCGGCGGUGUCGGUACUUUUGGACGAACUCGACGCCGACGGACUACGACAGGUUGUCGGCGAGGCGCAAAAGCGAAUGAAGAAACAACGCUAA
This is a messenger RNA of Caenorhabditis bovis, 1032 nucleotides long. NCBI's taxonomy places the organism in Eukaryota, Metazoa, Nematoda, Chromadorea, Rhabditida, Rhabditidae. The record is from the annotation of a GenBank genome assembly.